UCGACAGACAGCCUUGCCGACUCGCAAGAUGCUGCUCCGAGACAAAGGUGUCCUCCGGACCGUCUUCAUGGCCGUAGCCUCCGUGUUCGGCUACGCCAUCUUAAUCUUCCUGCAGUACGGUCUCCUGGCGCUCCUGGCGUUCCGCAGGGCCGCCAAGAAGAUGAAGCACAAGCUGACGUUUCCGCACCUCAACAGUGGUACGGGUUACUCGGGACUGUUGACGCUCAGGGAGUGCGUGCGGCACGUGAAACAAGUGCCCAAGGACGCCGGGAUGGCCGUUCUCGAGGAGACGGUGGACCUCCACGCCGUCGCCAGGUUCAUCCUAUGGUGCAUGGCGGUGGGCAUCAAGACUCUCGCGGUGUACGACAUCAACGGAACCGUGUUGGAAAAGGUCGAGCAGUUCAAGACGGUCAUGAAGGAUGCUCUUCAAGAUGCCCGCUGUCCCAAGGAUGCCGUGCAGUUCGUCCAAAACAGUGAUGAUGCUAAGAACAUAAACGGCACAGCCGAGGUCAAACUGUACGUCAUCGGUCCCGAAGCAGGCAGGGCUGGUCUAGCCACCGCGCUCGGAACACUCUGCGAGGACUACAAGCGCGGACUGCUCAAGGACGAAGAUGUCACCCAGGACACCGUAGACAAGUACAUCAAGAAUCAAGCGAACGGCAUGCCGGAUCCAGAAAUUAUCUUCCGUUUUGGCAAUUCCAACGCCCUCCUUGGAUACCCCCCGUGGCACGUUAAUCACAGCGAGAUUCUGGAUCUGGGAUACCACAGGGACGUGCUGCCUUCGGAGUUUGUCGAAGUCCUCGAAAUAUACAGCAAGAUUGAGAAGCGAUAUGGCAAGUGAACAGCUGGUACACCGGAAGGCCUGCCGGAUCGAACUGGGACGUCUACACAAGAACAUAAUCAUCGGGGAUCAUGUUGCGAUGGAUUAGCAUCUGUAAAAAUAAAGGUAUCUCCUGGUA
This is a messenger RNA of Ixodes scapularis (black-legged tick), 959 nucleotides long. RefSeq names its product dehydrodolichyl diphosphate synthase complex subunit Nus1. Gene Ontology annotation, cellular component: endoplasmic reticulum membrane; dehydrodolichyl diphosphate synthase complex. The record is from RefSeq and is a predicted model, not a curated record. Bases 29 to 841 code for a protein of 270 amino acids. Lineage: Eukaryota; Metazoa; Arthropoda; Arachnida; Ixodida; Ixodidae. The transcript is spliced from 5 exons. Gene Ontology annotation, molecular function: ditrans,polycis-polyprenyl diphosphate synthase [(2E,6E)-farnesyl diphosphate specific] activity.